AUGAGAACCAUCCAGAUGCUGACCGCGGCUUUUGCCGCUUCCACGAUAACAGCUGCAUCCGCAGACCACACCCACGACAAGAAGCAUAAAGAACCCACGCCUGUAGCACCGCCAGGACCUGUUCAAGAGGGAGCCCCCGUCGAUAGAUGUUAUGCUUGGAUUCUAGCCGCGCCAGGAGAUACCUGUUAUGCUAUUGAGGGCAAGGUCGGCCUUCCCCAUGGUCUGCUACGAGGCUACAAUACCCAGUUACAUGGGGACUGUGACAGCAAUCUCUGGGCCGGCUACUAUUACUGCUGGGGUCUCACUGGAAGCGGCCCGGGUAUGACGCACGUAGACCUGCCGCAUCACAAGCAGAAACACGACUGCAAGGGCAUCCUACAUGAUGAUUGUGCGUCGGCCGUCUUUGCGGGCAAGGAGACGCCCAAGCCCAUGGUAGACUGGUGUAAGCGGUAUCUCGGUGGGCCUGCGUGCACGGAAACACGACCGGAAGGCAUCUUUAGCUCGUACGACGGGUUCCCGAAGAAAGCUAUGGCUUCGAGUCUAUGUGCGACUCCAAGUGCACCCGCGAUGGCACCGAGGUUCAGCAAGGCUUGUCAAUGUUUUACGCAGAUGCAUCCUCACCCUACGGGAUGA
Molecule: messenger RNA, 633 nt
Organism: Xylaria bambusicola
Lineage: Eukaryota; Fungi; Ascomycota; Sordariomycetes; Xylariales; Xylariaceae
Exons: 2
Coding region: 1-633 (210 amino acids)
Source: RefSeq, a predicted model, not a curated record